Eublepharis macularius is the source of this 2159-nucleotide messenger RNA. It is a transcript of the gene MTCH1, whose product is annotated as mitochondrial carrier 1. The coding region runs from base 22 to 978 and encodes 318 amino acids. Lineage: Eukaryota; Metazoa; Chordata; Lepidosauria; Squamata; Eublepharidae. The transcript is spliced from 12 exons. Gene Ontology annotation, biological process: positive regulation of apoptotic process. The record is from RefSeq and is a predicted model, not a curated record. Gene Ontology annotation, cellular component: membrane; mitochondrion.
UCUUGUGCCUGGGGAGUGGGGAUGGCGGUCGCCUCUGGUAGCCCUGCGGCGCCUCCCCCCGCGGCUGGGCCGGGAGCAGGACCGGGCCCGGCGGAGGGGGCGGACGCGCUGUUCGUGGCAUUGAGCGCUGGGUUCACGUCUCUUAGCCACCCGCUGCUCUAUGUGAAGCUCCUGGUGCAGGUCGGGUAUGAGCCUCUACCUCCAACUGUUGGGAGAAACUUGUUGGGGAGAAAAGUACUAUACCUACCUGGCUUUUUUACUUAUGCCAGACACAUUGUGAAGGUGGAUGGGAAAAGGGGCCUGUUCCGUGGCCUUACUCCUCGAAUCAUCUCUAGCACUUUAUCAACUGUAACUCGAGGGCGAGUGAAGAAGGCCUUUCCUUUGGAGGAUAUGGAGCAUGUUUCAAACAAGGAUGAUAUGAAGACAUCCCUCAAGAAAGUGGUGAAAGAGACCUCCCAUGAGAUGAUGAUACAGUGUGUGUCCCGAGUUAUUUCUCAUCCGCUGCAUGUAAUCUCUAUGCGUUGUAUGGUCCAGUUUGUAGGACGAGAAGUGAAAUAUAGGGGUAUACUGAGCUCCAUUAGGACAAUUUUGAAAGAAGAAGGGUUUUGGGGAUUCUUCAUAGGUUUAAUUCCUCACAUUCUAGGUGAUGUUGUUUUCCUGUGGUGUUGCAACCUUCUGGCUCAUUUCAUUAACACCUAUGCAGUGGAUGACAACUUCAACCAAGCCUCUGUGAUCCGGAGUUACACCAAGUUUGUAAUGGGGAUUGCUGUGAGCAUGCUGACGUACCCUUUCCUUCUUGUGGGAGAUCUUAUGGCAGUGAACAACUGUGGGUUAUGUGCCGGUCUCCCUCCAUAUGCUCCUGUUUUUUCCUCUUGGAUUCACUGUUGGAGACACCUCUGUGCUCAGGGGCAGCUGUUCAGAGGCUCCAGCUUGCUUUUUCGUAGAGCAUCCACAUCAGCAACUUUUCUUUAUGAUUAAUCUUGGGGGAGGAGGGGGCGGCGGCAAACAGACUGUAGUAGAAAGGACACUAAGCUUGUUUGACAUUUUCUGAUUUUUUGAGGCAAAAAACAAAACCGUCUUCUCCCCAGCAGAUUGGACUGGCUUUCUAACUGCACUGGGAUUAUUGUAAGAUUUUUGCUAGUCAGAGGAAAGGGGCAGCUUUUAGUGCUGAAUCUUAACCUUUCUCCUGGGUGGUGGAGGUGCAUGUUGAGGAGGCAGCAGGCAAGGCUGGGUUCCUGUGCUGCUGGCAGCCAGGCAUCAGGUGGGAAGAGAGCUUGUCUCAGGGAGACAACAGGUGGAGUUGUCCCCAUGGUUCUUGCUUAGUAUCAUAGAUCAUGAAUGUUGCUCCUGUAGGAGAAAGUUAGAUUUAUUUGUGAGCUGUAUUGAUGCAGCAUUUCUAAUCAAUAAGGGAGUAUCUGGAAUUUGGUGGCUCAGUUUUGUAAUGCACAUAGGCAUGCUUUUCAUCUGUUCACUAAAGAUCCAGCAACAGAUGAUCAGAGAUGGAUUCUGAAGUCCAGUAGCUUCUUGUACAGUUGCAAUACUGUGGGGAGUGUCUUAACAGGGUUGUGUUAGAAUCAGUCAGGUUACAGUGCUGCUGUGUAUAGACGUGUAAAGAUGUUCUCCAUCCUACUUACCAUGGUGCUAGUUUGUUGUGUUUUGUGUGGAUGUGUUACUCAGUAAUUCCAAAUGCAUUUGUUUUUGCUUGAGCAAAGCUUGGAAAUGCUUUCUGGGUCCUGAGCAAGUACAUUUAUUUGGUAACGUUGCAUACAGUGAAGUGUGAGAUAUCAGCCUUGUCUUUUCUUCUGCAUUCUUGGAUAACCCAGGAAGAAACCUUACAUCUGGAAAUCUGCAGGAAUUCCUGAAAGGAAUGAGGUCACAUUGUCCAAAUUUGGUAUCGCUAGUCUUUUGCUUCUGGACAUUGCCAUUUGAGUGGAUAGAUUUUUUUUUUAAGCCUUGGAGAUCUCACCUGUUUAGCAUAUUCACACAUGCAUUUGACAGAAUGUAAAAGAACUCUUGUAGAAUCUGGAAUGAUAGCUGCCUCCUUAACCCUUUGACUCAUCAAUUUAAUGUGAUUUUAUGUUAAAGGUAAAUGCAUAGUCUGUUUUUGUAACAGAUUUAAUUAUGAGAUGACUUCACUCUGAAAUAAAGUUAUAAAAAUA